AUGGAGAUGGACGACGACGAGAUUUACGAGCCUGGGGCAACCUCCGACCUGCCCUGCGUCAUUUGCAAGCAAAACGAUGUCUCGGAUAAGAAUGAUGUUGUCAAAUGCAAAAGCUGUGGCUAUGUGUUUCACCAAGCCUGCUAUGGCGUUGAGCGCGUGCCCAAGCACGACUGGUAUUGCCGACGCCACACCCCAUACCUGACUAUUCGCUCAUCAAAAAUGAAGUGCGUGGCCUGCCCGGUAGUGACGGGGGCGCUCCUGCCAGUCGCAAAUCCAAAAGAUGGUGACAUGCAAUUCUGCCACGUGCUCUGUGCCAUGUUUAUUCCGGGUCUUAUCAUCAAUGGUUCGCCUUGGUGGGAAAGUGUGACGGUCUCUGAUCUCAAACUGAGCAAAGGCGUUUGCACCAUUUGCAACAGCCCGCGGUCUAGCGCCACCAUCAAGUGUGCUCAUAGCGGCUGCAGCCAUCGCCUUCAUGCCUCGUGGUCCGUCAGUCGUGCAAAGUACUAUCAUGAUUGGUCGCAAGCAAAAGCUGACCCUACCCAACUGCCUUUGCUUAGCCAUCGAAAGCAAGCGUCCAACACGAGUGGGACAAAACCUGGUGCCAAAAGACCGUCGGGCACUAGCACGCCAGCCUCUUCCUCCAGCUCCAGCCACGCAAAAGUGACCAAGGUGGCUAAAACAAACUCGACAUCCACGACGCUAGUCGCCGCGCCCCGGACGCCCAGCAGCGGUGUCCCAGCCAGUCCGAAUCCCAGCACCGUGGCCACCCCGCAAUCGGGAAAUACCCUGCUGCCCAUUUCGACUCCUUUACCAGAGGCGGCUCGCCUGGUGGCUGACCCACCGCUUCAAAAAAAUGGGCGUCCCUACCACGCUCACGAACGAGCGGAGGCACGCCUCCAAGACAUAGCAAGUCCUGCGUCCGCCACGUCGCCGGCGCCGGCCGCUCGCUCCUCGUCGCGCAAGGCUGCCAAGGCAUCGCCGCAAACAAAGAACCCAGACUCGACCAUGAACCUCGAAGAUGACGAUGCCGAUGCACUGGCGACUCGCGUAUUGGCAUCAGCCCCACAUAUCCCGACUGAUGAGCUUCCCCGGCUUCCGGCUUUUGAAGGGCUUCCCCAUCUGGACGCGCUUAAUGUCAAGGCGCGCGUCGCGGUUGCUAGUCCGCUGGCGGGUCCAACGGUUCUGCAAUCUCUGGCCAAGGCCAUCCAUCAGGACGAGCCUUUGCCUCUGGAUGAGGAGGUGAAGCUUCAGGCCCGCUUGGUUGCUCUCAUGAAGGAAACGGACAAGGAAUUGGCGCGCUGGGAGUGGGAGCGGCAACAAAAGAGCGAGGCCAAAGCCACGCUGGCUCGAUUGCAGGCGCCCCUGUUGCCGACUCUUCCAUCGGAACAGCGCGACGCAUGCCUUGGCUUCCUAUGCUCAAACCUCGCAUCACCUGCUCUGCCGGACACGAGCAUGUUUGCCAGCGUCGAAGCGUGGAAGCAGCAUGUCCUCGCACAAGUAGCAGCGCUUCUGCCGCUGGCUGGCAUCGAGGUCGCGCAACUGCCCACGACAUUGGAAGAAGCCCUCCAGCUCCUCCCGGAAGCUGUGACGCCCUAA
Monosiga brevicollis MX1 is the source of this 1596-nucleotide messenger RNA. RefSeq lists its product as uncharacterized. The coding region runs from base 1 to 1596 and encodes 531 amino acids. Gene Ontology annotation, biological process: regulation of transcription by RNA polymerase II. The transcript is spliced from 14 exons. The record is from RefSeq and is a predicted model, not a curated record. Lineage: Eukaryota; Choanoflagellata; Craspedida; Salpingoecidae.